AUGAGUCCUUUCAGCUUGGUUUAUGGAAAGGCCUGUCAUCUUCCAGUUGAGUUAGAACACAAGGCCUUCUGGGCGGUAAAGGAAUGUAACAUGGACUAUGAGAGAGCCGGAGCUGAACGGAAGCUGCAACUGCAAGAAUUAGAGAGCCUUCGCCUUGAAGCUUAUGAAAACUCCAGACUGUAUAAAGAGAAGGUGAAGGCUGUGCAUGACAAGAGCAUUAAGAGAAGAGAAUUCCAACCAGGGGACUUAGUCCUACUUUACAACUCCAGAAUACGACUCAUGCCAGGCAAGCUGAGAUCCAGAUGGGAUGGUCUGUAUCGAGUAAAGAAGGUGGAACCAUACAGAGUCUUUCACUUGAGCCAUCCUUCAAGCUCUGAACUUAUCAAGGUCAAUGGACAUCGCUUGAAGUUAUUCCAUGGUGAAAAGAUGGCGAAAAACCAGGAACUAGAGAUCUUCCUCUUGGAAGAUCCACCCACAGUAGAAGACUGA
Arachis stenosperma is the source of this 489-nucleotide messenger RNA. RefSeq lists its product as uncharacterized. Bases 1 to 489 code for a protein of 162 amino acids. Lineage: Eukaryota; Viridiplantae; Streptophyta; Magnoliopsida; Fabales; Fabaceae. The record is from RefSeq and is a predicted model, not a curated record. The transcript has a single exon.